AUGGCAAAAGAAAGUCAAAAAGGAACAUUCCUGGGGGCGAUUCCCUCCUGGAGCACAUCAAAAAAUACACCGAUACAACCGAGCGCCGGUCAUAGCCCACUAGAUCCCCUUCAACGAUCUCAAGGUGAAGACCAUACGGUCUCCCACAGGCAGAGACUGAGUCUACGCUACUACCCCAAAGACUGCCCGCCGUUGAGAGUCAGGUGGUUCUACGCAGUGGACUCUCCCAAAUGGAAACCAAGCCCCCCAGACCAAAAGAAGGAUGACUCGAAGCCCCCCCCGUCGCCGAAGAAAUUCGUCCCCUUCACACCGAAAGAUUCUCACUCUAUCGAACAGGCAUUCCAGAGGAUAUCCGAUAUCGAGAUAGAAAGGGAAGAAGCCCAUUACAACCGGCCGGUUGACACAACGCGGGAUGUAUCGGUUAGAGUGCCCGUCAAUGAAGACUAUCUCUUUGAUGUGGACAUACAACGCAGGGACUUGAGCCCAGCCUACUGGACUGGGCCCGUAUACGAAGUUCGGCGUGGGACCUGGUUUGUCCAGGAUGGAUCAACAUUCAAACCGUGUGAAGAAAAUCUUGCUACCCAGCUGGAGGAAGGCUAUUUGAAAGUUAAACCGUGGCGUACGGAGGACGCACAAGACUCCUUACCUCAAUCCGGGUGUCCCGCUAAUAAUACCGAGAGUACCGCGCGUGUCUCAUCCGUGUCCACCAACGAGGCCCGAAAAUAUCGCUUAUUCGGAUCUUAUAUGAGCAGUAUAGUCACAUAUCAGGAUGCCUCAUCAGCGCUGCUCGCAAAUGAUGAUUUCAUGUCUACCGUAUAUCAGAAGCUCGGAGGAGUCCCGGGAACUAGGCUGGUGCGAGGGUUUAGUGAGAUGAAGAAGCAAAAUGAGACCCAGGAUAUAAAGAGUUCGGAUCAGAAAUCUGCUCGCGAACCAUCCCCCGCUGCUCCUAGGGAUCUCGCCACCGGUUCGCCCAGCAAGCGCCCAGCUGAGCUUUUGAGAUCUAGCACGCCUCGCAAGCAACCGGAAAACGACGAUGUCACUGAAAUGGACCCGGAAGAAACUCUGGAACGGCGUGUUUCGUCGCUCGCCGGCGGAAAAGAUACAGCUGAUAUAGAGGAAGAAGCUCGUAGGCAGGAAGAAAAGGAGAUGGAAGAUUCAAGAGAGGCAGACAAUGAGGACAGGGAGAGGGAGGUUGAUCACCUGGUGCUCGUUACGCAUGGCAUUGGCCAACGACUGGGGUUACGUCUAGAAAGCGUCAACUUUAUCCAUGACGUGAAUGUCUUGCGCAAGACUAUGAAAAGUGUCUACAGAGCAUCACCCGACCUCCAGGCCCUUAACUCCGAAUUUCCAGAUAAGCAUAAAAACUGUCGUGUCCAGGUUCUUCCUGUGUGCUGGAGGCAUCUUCUUGAUUUUCCAUACCAAAGAGUUGGACAAAACCGCAAAGAACAUGACCUCGGAGACGCAGACACGCUUGAAGAUGAUGUGUACCCUAAUUUGUCCGACAUCACACUCGAAAGUGUGCCUGCUGUCCGAAACCUCAUCUCUGACUUGGCUGUGGAUGUGCUUCUUUACCAAAGUAAGUACUGCGAACGCAUAUCUUCCAUUGUGAAGCAGGAGUGCAAUCGAAUCGCCGAGCUGUAUAAGAAACGGAACCCUAAAUUUCACGGGUCUGUGAGUCUCUGUGGACAUUCCCUCGGGAGCGCUAUUCUGUUUGAUAUUCUCUGCGCCGAACGACCUGAGCCAAUGUCCCAUGGCUAUAGCGGCACCAAUAACGCUACCUCAGACCUCUCGUUGGCUUUUGAAUGCGAAGAAUUAUUUUGCUUGGGUUCGCCGGUCGCACUUUUCCAGAUGCUCAAGGGCAAGACGAUUGCUGGGCGCCCUGCUUUGAGCCGUGGAAGCUCUAAGAUAUUUCCCAAGGAGAGUGACGAGUGUGCUGAUCCACCCUCUUCUACAUCCAAACGACAACCUGCAAAUUUAAGCGCAGGCCUCAACCUAGGCGACAACCGGUCUUUACCAAAAUGUCGGCAAUUAUACAAUAUAUUCCAUCCAUCGGACCCCGUGAGCUAUCGCAUGGAGCCUUUAAUAUCUCCCGCGAUGUCUUCGCUCAAGCCACAGCCCUUACCAUCCGUUAAACGGAGUAUAUGGACGGCCUCUGGGCAAAGCCUUUCAUUGAUCAGCAGCCGUGUAGGCCAAAGCGUGGGGUCUCUCUGGACUAACUUUACAUCUGGCGUUGCGAGCAGCCUGCUUAACCGCAGCCUGGGCCUGAGCUCUGAGGAUAGCGUCUCCCAUCAAAAUUCGAGUGCCCGCCCGAAGUCACAACAAUCCCCAGCUUCAGCUAGCCAUAGCAUUCAUGGCGAUCGAAGCCCUACCUUGAUAGAUCCCGAAAUAGAGACCCUUUAUGAAGGGUUCCAGAAGGCCAAACUUGGGCGCAGAAAGGAAGGCGCCGACUCCGAAGGUGACCGUGAUAUAGAAUAUCAGGAAAAUGAGCGACGUUUGAGAAAACUAAAGCUUGAAGACGAAAAACUGAGAUUAUUGAACUCGAAUGGACGGGUUGACUAUAGCAUACAAGAGGGCGCCUUUGAUAUAUCUUUGAUUGCUAGCAUCGCUAGCCAUCUGAGUUACUGGGCGGAUGAGGAUGUUAAUCAUUUUAUGCUCUCCCAAAUGCUAUGUAGAAAACGCCGACACCUAAAUAACCAUCCUUGA
This is a messenger RNA of Aspergillus ochraceoroseus IBT 24754, 2703 nucleotides long. Its product is annotated as DDHD family phospholipase. The transcript has 4 exons. The record is from RefSeq and is a predicted model, not a curated record. Gene Ontology annotation, cellular component: cytoplasm. Bases 1 to 2703 code for a protein of 900 amino acids. Gene Ontology annotation, molecular function: glycerophospholipase activity; metal ion binding. Lineage: Eukaryota; Fungi; Ascomycota; Eurotiomycetes; Eurotiales; Aspergillaceae.